UUUUUUUGUAGCCGUUUAGAAAAAGAACAAAAAGAAUGGAUGGAGAAAAUUGCUCCUCCUUGACUGAAUUCCACGUCUUAGGAAUUACUAAUAACGCUGAGAUCAAAGUGACCAUAUUCACCUUGUUUCUGAUUGUUUAUCUCAUUAUUCUUACGGCAAAUCUUGGAAUGACCAUUUUAAUUAGAAUGGACUCCCAACUUCAAACACCAAUGUACUUUUUCCUCAGCCACCUCUCCUUCUCUGACCUCUGCUAUGCCACAGCAACUGGGCCCAAGUUGCUGGUGGACCUCUUAGCCAAAGACAAAUCCAUUUCCUUCUAUGGCUGUGCUCUGCAGUUCUUCAUCUUCUGUAUCUUUACAGAUUCUAAGUGUCUCCUGCUGGCAGUGAUGGCCUUUGACAGGUACAAGGCCAUUAGCAACCCUUUGCUCUAUACUGUCAGCAUGUCCAGCAGGGUGUGCUUCGUGCUAAUGACUGGGGUUUACCUGGUGAGCAUGAUGGAUGCUUUGAUACAUAUGUUAACUUUCCACUUAUGUUUCUGUGGGUCAAGUGAAAUCAAUCAUUUCUUCUGUGAUGUCCCUCCUCUUCUGUUGCUAUCUUGUUCAGAUACGCAGGUCAAUGAGUUAGUGAUGUUCACCAUUUUUGGCUUAAUUGAACUGAGUACCAUUUCAGGAGUUCUUGUCUCUUACUGUUACAUCAUCCUCUCAGUCUUAAAGAUCCACUCUGCUGAGGGAAGGUUCAAAGCUUUCUCCACCUGCGCCUCUCACUUAACUGUUGUUUCAAUUUUCCAGGGAACUAUGCUUUCUAUGUAUUUCCGACCAAGUUCUUCCUACUCUCUAGAUCAAGACAAAAUGACCUCAUUGUUUUAUACACUUGUUAUUCCCAUGUUAAACCCACUGGUAUACAGCCUAAGAAAUAAGGAUGUGAAAGAGGCUCUGGAAAAGCUGAAAAAUAAAACACUGUUUUAA
Trichechus manatus latirostris (Florida manatee) is the source of this 965-nucleotide messenger RNA. RefSeq names its product olfactory receptor 5W2-like. Gene Ontology annotation, cellular component: membrane. The record is from RefSeq and is a predicted model, not a curated record. Bases 36 to 965 code for a protein of 309 amino acids. Gene Ontology annotation, molecular function: odorant binding; olfactory receptor activity; G protein-coupled receptor activity. The transcript has a single exon. Gene Ontology annotation, biological process: G protein-coupled receptor signaling pathway. NCBI's taxonomy places the organism in Eukaryota, Metazoa, Chordata, Mammalia, Sirenia, Trichechidae.